Dromiciops gliroides (monito del monte) is the source of this 812-nucleotide messenger RNA. RefSeq names its product cystatin-like. Gene Ontology annotation, molecular function: cysteine-type endopeptidase inhibitor activity. Bases 202 to 636 code for a protein of 144 amino acids. The transcript has 3 exons. Lineage: Eukaryota; Metazoa; Chordata; Mammalia; Microbiotheria; Microbiotheriidae. The record is from RefSeq and is a predicted model, not a curated record.
GAGCCUAGCCUGGGACCAAGUUGGGGCUGGGGGAGGAGCCCGGAAAGAAGAUAUUUAUAUCUAACAGGGAAUGGCUCAGAAGCAUUUCACAACUGCUUGUUGUAGAGUCUUGUCAGUAGAGCGAACUAGUGGGCUGACCUACCUGCCUGCCAGCCUGCCUGCCUGCCUGCCUGUCUGCCUGUCUGCGCACCCCUGGUUGCCAUGAUGGCCGGCCCCCGAUCUUUCCUACUCCUGCCGCUGCUGCUACUGGCCCUGGUCGUCGCUGUCCACUGUGAGAGUCCUCCCAUGCUGGGCGGUCUCUUCGAGGCCAAUGAGAAUGAGGAGGACGUGCAGCAAGCUCUGAAUUUCGCCGUGACCGAAUUUAACCGGGGCACCAACGACAAGUACGGCAGCCGAGUAUUUCAGGUGUUGCGAGUCAGAAAGCAGGUUGUGAGUGGUCUGAAAUACUAUUUUGACGUAGAGAUUCGUCGAACAACCUGCAGCAAGUCUGUGGCUGACCUUUCAAGCUGCCCCUAUCAUGUGGACCCACUUCUGAAAAAGCACUCCAUCUGCCAGUUUGUGGUGUACACCAUUCCUUGGCUCAACCAAACUAGACUUACGAAGAAUGAGUGCAGAGAUGACCAGGCGUAUCCUUGAACACAUCUGUGACCACUCUGAGCUGCAGCUGAUUUCUGUUUUUUUUUUUUAAAAGAGCAAUAACACAACCUAUUUUACUCAUUAUUACCUAAUGAAUCAAUGUUAAUGCUGUGCAAGGCAAUGAUGUAAUGUCCUCCUAAGUUGGCAAGAGGAAGAAAUAAAAGCUUGUCUAAGUA